Limulus polyphemus (Atlantic horseshoe crab) is the source of this 3111-nucleotide messenger RNA. Its product is annotated as dnaJ homolog subfamily B member 9-like. NCBI's taxonomy places the organism in Eukaryota, Metazoa, Arthropoda, Merostomata, Xiphosura, Limulidae. The transcript has 4 exons. Gene Ontology annotation, molecular function: misfolded protein binding; protein-folding chaperone binding. Gene Ontology annotation, cellular component: endoplasmic reticulum. The record is from RefSeq and is a predicted model, not a curated record. Bases 154 to 846 code for a protein of 230 amino acids.
AUACACAUACAUAAAAGAAUUAGAGCACAUAUGACUUAGGUUGUAGAAGAUACGAGAGAAUUUAGUGAUUCUCUAUUGUACUCUGUACUACAAACAGCAAAAGUAUCCCGAGUUCUUCUGGUAUAUAAUGUUCGUGAAUUUGAAAAGGCCACAAUGAAUGUAUAUAAAUUACUCUCUCUUGGCACUUUGUAUGGAGCAAUAGUAUUCUUUGACCUCAUUUGGGGGUUGAUCAAGAACGACUACUAUGAAUUACUUGGAGUCAAACGUAACGCAUCUGAUCGAGAAAUUAAAAGAGCCUUUCGAAAGUUGGCUGUGAAAUACCAUCCUGAUAAGAAUAAGGAGAAAAGUGCCGAGGAAAGGUUUACUGAAAUAGCCCAAGCAUAUGAAGUUCUUUCUGACCCUGAUAAAAGGAAAAAAUAUGACAAGUUUGGACCAGCUGCUUUUGAAAAUGGGGGAACUAACCCUGGGUCCCAACCAUUUGACUUUACUGGUUUUUUCAAUCAUUUUGAUGAUGCUUUUAGUUUUCACAGUGGACAUCAAAAUGGACAUGAAAACCAUAACCAUGAAAGAAAUGGAUAUAGGUUUGAAUUUGGUAAUAAUAGAUUCUUCAACUUUGAUGAUAUGUUUGCUGGCAUGCAUGCAGAAGAAGUACCUUUUCCUGGACAUUUUGGAAUGUUUGAUGAAGUAGAUCAGUUUGGUAGUGGAAGUUCUUUUUUUGGAAGUCAUCAAAAACCAAAUAUUAUUUUCCAGACGCAAGCAAAUUUUGAAAAUGCUGGUAGAGAAAGGUGUCGGACCGUCACUCGGAGAAUUGGGAACAUGAUCACCACCUACACACAAUGCUCUUGAGAGUGAUGAUAAAUAAGUCUAGUUAAAACAGAAUGUAAAAAUGUAAUUAUCUCAGUCGUCCUCAUACUGGAUUGAAAGAUAUCUUGGUGUCAGUACAGCAGAGAUGACAAAGUGAGAAAUUGGCCAUUUCUAUGACUGUUGUGUAUGUAUGAAAAAUAAUACACAGUCAUACACAUCUGUUUUUUUCGAGAUUUAUAUUUGCUAGGAUUGUUGAUUUUAAGAUGUUUAAUUCACACUUGCUAACAAUUAUGUUUUCUGGUUAGUUUUUAAAUGGAACCAGGUGUUUCUUAAAUAAUAAAUGUAGUGUAUUUAUGAAAGUAAAACUUCUCAUAAAAUUGAAAAAAUGAUACUUAUUGCCACUUCAGUGAAAAAUUUUGGCAGCUUGCAAGUCUUGGCCCCAAAACUGACUACUGCACAAUGUCUCUCAACAACGAUGUAUUUUCUCUUGUAUAUAAAAAUAGGAUGAGAUAUAGAUAUCUAUUUCUUGAAAUCUGAGAUUCUUAUUUUACACAAGUAAGAUCUUCCUUUUUGGGUACAAAACCUGUAUAAUAUUGUAUACUUGUAAUAAUUAUUUUGUACAUUGCAGUCACUAGUAUCAGUGGCACAUAUAAUAUAACCAGAUCCAUUUUAUCCAAUAGCUGAUAGGGUGAUUCCGAAAGUAUUAAACUGACUGCGUUUAAUAACUUUGUUUCUAUUGAUAUUGUGCUGCAUACUGAGGUUUAUAGCACUUAAGUUUUAUUGAGCUAUGAUAAAACUGGUAAUAUGUAAAAACAACUGGUGAACUUUGUAAGAUACAUUUGAUUAUUGUUCUUGAAUUGUUUUUUUGAUAAAUUUUUGAAACAGUAUUAGAGAAUUAGUAUUACUCGUACACCUAAACAUAAAUGUUUAUAAAUUCAUCUGUUAAUAGAAUAGUGUAAAAAGAUGAAAUUAGGAAAACUAUUACAAAAUUGUAAAUAACACUGGGUUAAAUGUACAAUGUGUAUAUAAAUGUAGCCUACAUGCAAUCAGAAUAAAACUUAUUAUUGCAAUACUAAGAGAUAACUGUGAAUGAAGAGAGAUUCUCUACGAGAUAUAUCUGUUACUCUAUAGCAAACUGUAAAUCUAUAUAGAAUGAACAUAACUAUGUGUUUAACCCCAAAAUGUAUAAAAUUAAUUAGUUGAAUGAUUUGAUUGUUUUAAAAUAAAGAUUACUUCAAAAAAGAACAAAUUUAUUAAAUGGGAAGUAUUACUUAAUUAAACAACAAUACAUGUUUAAUGUAUGAGAAUUGAUCUUUCAUGAGAAAGUUAAUUGCUUGAACCUAUAGCCUUUUAAGCUAAAUUACUACAAGUUUUCUUUUAGCAAAAUCACAAAUCGUGAAGUAAUGAAAAUAGUAAUAUUAUGAACACCUUGAUAAGUUAAAUUGUGUUGAAUUAUUAUUUUUAUUAAAACUGUGCUUUAAGGAGGAAAAAUAAUAUAUAAAGUUUCAUUUUAAAACAUGGAAUAUGAUGAGCACUAGAUCUGGGCAGUCGGUGCAAUUUGCCUAUUCAUUAAUCAUUGGGCUCAUUAAUUGAUUACAUUCAACUUACGAAUUAUUCUCACAUGAGAUGGCUAAAACCAAACUUGUGGCAAUAUAAAUCAAAUCAGAUUUUGACACUUAUGGUUUGCAGAGCACAGAUAGCCCAUCAUGCAGCUUUAUACUUAAUGAACAUAAUGCAAUACUUUGAUUACUGGAUGGUUUAAAUAAUUGGAAACACUAAUCUCAAUUUGUCUAUUUUUAUGAGUCAAGACACUGAUUAAGCUGAACAAACUAGGAUUAAUUGAAAAUAACAAAAAAUCAUGAUACAAUUAUUUGAUUGUUGGAAUAAUUAAAAGUGCUAAUUGUUUAUUUUCAUGACCUUAUUCAACUUUAUUAUAAUUUCAGUUAAUAGAUUAUCUCGCUUGACACUAUUUAAUGUAAUUGAUCACAGUUAAUUGAUUAUGUCAAGCAAGUGCCCAGCUCUAAUGAGCAUUAGUAGAAGAAUAUGUUUUUCUUAACAUAUGUUGACUCCAGUGGCCUAAGGCAAAAAUAAAUUAUUUAAGCUUUUCACCAUUUAGAAUUUGAAGAAAAAGUUAGUAAUUCAUUGUUUAACGCAUUUCACUUAUCAUACUGUAAACUUUCUCUUCUAAAAAAAAGUAAUAAAAAAUAUAUGAAUUUGUGAUAUUAUUUUUUAGACCAGAUACUUUAAAUACUUUCUAUUACAAUUUUACCUUGUAGGAACAUUAUUGUCAAUAAAUAUUUUUUAAAG